GGAAGACUCUAAGGGAACGCGGCAGAGGCCAGGAGAGGAGGCACGGCGGACGGCGGGGAAGGCAGAGGUGUCAGGGAAAGGACAGGGCGGCUUCGGGCACCCACGGCCGCAGCGCGGGGCAGCCACCCCGGCCCGCCCGCCGCGCUCCGCCCGCCCUCCCGCCGGCACCAUGGUGGACAGGGGCCCCUUGCUGACCUCGGCCAUCAUCUUCUACCUGUCCAUCGGGGCGGCGAUCUUCGAGGUGCUGGAGGAGCCGCACUGGCGCUCGGCUACCGACGACUACAAACGGCAGAAGACGGAGCUGCUCAAGCAGUUCCCUUGCCUGGGCCAAGAGGGGCUGGACAAGAUCCUGCAGGUUGUGUCAAAUGCUGCUGGACAGGGAGUUGCCAUCACUGGGAACAAUACUUUCAACAACUGGAAUUGGCCUAAUGCUGUGAUCUUUGCUGCUACUGUGAUCACUACAAUUGGUUACGGAAACGUUUCUCCAAAGACACCCUCUGGGCGUCUCUUCUGCAUAUUUUAUGGGCUCUUUGGAGUUCCUCUCUGCUUGACAUGGAUCAGUGCUCUGGGGAAGUUUUUUGGAGGACGUGCCAAGAGGCUGGGCCAGUUUCUGACAAAAAGAGGAGUAAGCCUGAGGAAAGCACAAAUUACGUGCACAGCUAUUUUCAUUGUUUGGGGUGUCUUGGUCCACCUCGUUAUUCCUCCCUUUGUCUUUAUGGUGACUGAAGGAUGGGAUUACAUUGAAGGCCUCUAUUUCUCAUUCAUCACUAUCACCACCAUAGGAUUUGGAGAUUUUGUUGCUGGUGUAAAUCCAGAUGCAAACUAUCAUGCCCUUUACAGGUAUUUUGUGGAGUUAUGGAUCUAUCUGGGACUAGCUUGGCUUUCACUCUUUGUGAACUGGAAGGUCAGUAUGUUUGUGGAAGUCCACAAAGCAAUCAAGAAACGGAGGAAAAAAAGAAAAGAGUCUUUUGACAACCAUCCUCGGUCUAAAAAACCCCUUCAAAUGGGUACCUCAAAGGACGUCAACAUUUUCAGCUUCCUUUCAAAGAAGGAAGAGACCUACAAUGAUCUUAUUAAGCAAAUUGGGAAGAAGGCCCUGAAGACAAACAAUGACAAAAUGAUUAAAGUAGAAAAUGCCAAACAAAACUUGCAGAAUGCCAGUAUAGAUGCCCAGGUGACUUACACAAAGACAGAGUCAUUCGAGUAUGAUGAGGCUUCCCUGGACAUUCAAAAAGGUCAUGUACUGAGACCCCUGCAUGAUAAACGUAUUGGAGAUAGCCCAUUAGAAGGAACCAUGUUUGUAAACCAGCUGGACAGGAUUAGUGAAGAAGAAGGUGAAGUGUGGGAUUCCAGAGACUAUCGACCCUUAAUAUUUGAGAAUGCCAAUAUAACAUUUGUAAAUGAAGAUGAUGAGGAAGAGGAAGAUAUCUCAGAUGAUGAGGAAACAUCGAAAUCCUCCAUGGAUGAUAAUCUUGCAGAGGAAUCUGAAACUGCAAAAAACCUGGUAAAAUUCCCAUCCUCUGAUGAAUCUACCUUUACGAAUAAUGAGUUAGAACUUUCUGUGCCUUAUGAACAACUGAUGAAUGAAUAUAAUACAGUAAGCACUGUGAAGUCUGCAACGUGAAGCAUGUUUGACAAUGGUUGUCUGGAAUUGAUCAGUACAUAUUGAACAAAUUAACAGAGCAAGGAGAAAAGCAUGUUUUUACAGCUUUUCCUGUCUCUUUGAAAACAAAAGCAAGUCCCAAACUAAUAAACUCCAGUGUUUUUUUCCCACCCUGAGUUGGUUUCUGAGCCCAUCAGCUUUGCUUAUCUGAAAAACUUGUAAAAUAACAGUUGAAUUUGGAGUCCUGCUUCUUCUUGGGGUUUUAUGGUUCUUGAACAAAGUAGAAAAGAAAAGACUAGUUAAUACACUGGACCUGCUCUGCUUUUAUGCAUUUCAUUGAGGAAUUAGUUUGGGAGUGUAAUUAUGCUGUUGCAAAGAGACUGUUUGGCGCAUCAAAUGUGUUCGGUUACUCCAUUAGCCUUUCACCUCUGAAAACCUGGAUUUGAAUCCUGCUUUGAUUG
This is a messenger RNA of Haliaeetus leucocephalus (bald eagle), 2064 nucleotides long. It is a transcript of the gene KCNK5, whose product is annotated as potassium channel, subfamily K, member 5. Bases 170 to 1624 code for a protein of 484 amino acids. The transcript is spliced from 5 exons. NCBI's taxonomy places the organism in Eukaryota, Metazoa, Chordata, Aves, Accipitriformes, Accipitridae. Gene Ontology annotation, molecular function: potassium ion leak channel activity. Gene Ontology annotation, cellular component: membrane. Gene Ontology annotation, biological process: potassium ion transmembrane transport; stabilization of membrane potential. The record is from RefSeq and is a predicted model, not a curated record.